Molecule: messenger RNA, 2309 nt
Organism: Trichoplusia ni (cabbage looper)
Lineage: Eukaryota; Metazoa; Arthropoda; Insecta; Lepidoptera; Noctuidae
Product: G kinase-anchoring protein 1-like
Exons: 7
Coding region: 138-1130 (330 amino acids)
Biological process (GO): signal transduction
Cellular component (GO): Golgi apparatus
Source: RefSeq, a predicted model, not a curated record
CAUAUGGCAAUAUUACAUUCAACUGUCUAAUCCCAAUCCGUUGAAUAUCCAUAUCGCCGCUUUCUGUGGGUUUAUUUAUUACAAAACAAUAGAAUAUUAAACUUCCCAUUACUUUCUAAUAGAUCCAUUAUCAAAAAAUGGCUUCGCUUAUCGUUCAAUCACGUUUUGCUGGUCUGAAGAUUGAGGAUGACGACUACCCUCCUAAUGAUACUCAGAAGUCAAAAAAGCCAAAAAUAAACACUGCCAAGAAGCCUGAGCCGCCUAAGAAACCGAAAAACAACAAUAACAAACUUCAGCCCGCACCCAAAAAGAAGAAGUCUAGACAACAACCUGUCUCGGCCGACCAGUGGGAACUGUGGAAGCAGAAGGAUGAAGAAAUUGUCGACGGCAACUUUGAGACUGAAUUACAACAAGCUAUUUUACUAUCUAAGCUGGACUUUGAAGAAAAGAAAGAUGUCUACAAACAGUCAAAAAAGGAUGCCGAUGUUGAAAAGAAGGUAGCGGAGCGAGGAAACUCAAAAAAACAGAAGAAGAAAAAUGUUAUGAGUUUGGACCAGUUCAAUGAUAUGAUGAAUGUCGGAGAUGAGAUGAAGUUUAACCACACUGAUGAGAAGUGUUUGAAUGAAGAUCCUAAAUCUCCCGACAAGGAUACAGAAUUUUUCGAGAGAGUAAAACAUGAAACGAAAAAUGAGCUUUUAAAGGAUAAGAUCUACGAUAGAGUUAAGAAUCGUCAGCCGCCUUCUGACGAAAUUAUAACCAGAGUGCAGUUUGCUGACGCUUUGGAGAGAAAGGAUAGAGAAAUAGCUACCUUAAAAGAUGAGAUACUAACACUCAAACAAGAACUAUUUACAGUGAAGUCCCGGAACAAGAAACUGUGUAAUAUUCUUGGGCAGGGAGAAAUGAAAGAUAAAGCUGAAGUGCUAGUGGAAGUAGAGCGGCUUCGCUCUGUACAGGCUGAGCUUACUUCUGAGCUGGCGACACUACACACGGACCUGGAGAGGGAACGGUCUAAGAACACCGACCCUAGGACCAACAAAGAAAAGAGACACCCCACUAGAAAGAAAAACAUACGUUUCGAUGUAUCGUCGGAAGCUCUCGUAACAAAAGAUUCACACUCUGGAACUGGUUAAAAUGGAGACUUUUUACGUAAUUUUUUAAUAAAUACUACUAAAUGUUAUAAAAAUAGAAAUAAACGAAAAAUGAUCUGUGACAUUUUUAUUAUUUGUAAUUUAAGAUUUAUGACCGUAAAUCAAUCAUAUCCGUAAACAAAAUUAAAAAGAUAUUGAUUGAGUACCACUGAUUAAUUGAUUCGAUUGGUACUAAUUACCAUUAAAUAACUGACUGUCGCAAUUAGUAUAAAAUGGAUGUUUUUCGCACUCUAGAAUAGGUAUUAGAUGAUACUCAAGAUAUGAAUCUCAAUAACGUUAAGGAAUGUCAAUUUAAGUGGACAAAGAUAUUUUUAUGUCAUAAGAAAAUUUCAUGUGUUCUUGAUAUCAAUAUUCAGCCAGUAUACGUUACUGGUGAAAAAGGAUAUUGAUGACCUAUUGAUUUAUUAUUUAUAUUGUCCAUUGUCCUAAUUGAAUACCUCAAAAUUACUUAUCAAAAUUUAUGAAGCGGUUCGCUUGCAUGUAGUCUGAAUUAUUCGAUAUUUUAACUAGGUAAUAAUACAACUGAAUGUUUAUAGUUAAAAAUACAUGUUCGUCUAUGAAUUGGUAUAUAAAAUCCCUGGGUACAUAGUUUGAAGCCAAAGUAACUAAACCAAUUCGUUGAUUUGAGCAUAUUUUGCAAAGUCAACCUUGCGCCCAAACCGUACAGUUGAUUUUAUGAUGCAUUAAUAUUUACGGUCAUUUAAGACGGAAUCCUGUGUGUCUUUGGGUUUUUAUGUAUCAAUGAAGAUAUUAUAUGAAUAUUUUGAUGUCGUAUGUACCGUCUUUCCAAAACCUAACCGUAGAUGUAAUUAGAUUUCGCCCUUACAUGACUUAGCUUUUUAUGUCUGCAGCAUGCACAAAUUGUAACUAUGUUUUAUUAAGGAUUUUUUCAUGUAGCCGCACAGAAUAUUCAUCUUUAUUUCUAAUAAUUUCGAACUUCUUUUUUUUAAUUUGGAAUGAUUUAUUAUGGAACUGUAUUUUUAUGUAUGUUAAAAUUAUACUAUGUGAUUAUUUGAAUCCGUCUAUAUUGUUUGACUCUUUAUUUGGUGCAUAAACUGUGUUGAUUUCACCAAUAUUAUUCACUGUGAUUUUUAUUCUUAGCAAAUGGGUAAUUAGGAUUGUAUAAGUUUUGUAUGGACAAAUAAAAACAUUAUUUAAAAC